CGCCGCCGCUGAGCGCCCGGGUCCCGGGUCCGGCCCGGUUGCCGCCGCCUUAGUGACCCCACUCCCCCCGCACUGGGUCUCCCGGGCCAGAGUGGGGGACCCCUGCGGCCCCGCCCCCCUCUUCCCCAAUACCGUCCCCUCUCCCACACCCCCCUAGCCUGCGCGCGCGCGGAGCUGCCUCAGUGUCAGCUCCACCUACAGGAGGAGGGUCUACUCUCCAAACAACACAACUGGGACCACUCUGGAGUAAGACAGUGUUUCCACUCCAGAGGCUGGUGAAGCCUGCAGAAGUUGUAGGUUGGAGUUUACUCUAAGAUGGACAUAGAAGACUGCAAUGGCCGCUCCUAUAUGUCUGGUAGCGGGGACUCAUCUCUGGAGAAGGAGUUCCUCGGGGCCCCAGUGGGGCCCUCGGUGAGCACCCCCAACAGCCAGCACUCUUCUCCCAGCCGCUCACUCAGUGCCAACUCCAUCAAGGUGGAGAUGUACAGCGAUGAGGAGUCAAGCAGACUGCUGGGGCCAGAUGAGCGGCUCCUAGAAAAGGAUGACAGUGUGAUCGUGGAAGACUCGUUGUCAGAGCCCCUGGGCUACUGUGAUGGAAGUGGGCCAGAGCCUCACUCCCCUGGGGGCAUCCGGCUGCCCAACGGCAAGCUCAAAUGCGACGUCUGCGGCAUGGUCUGUAUUGGACCCAAUGUGCUCAUGGUGCAUAAGCGCAGCCACACGGGUGAAAGGCCGUUCCACUGCAACCAGUGUGGUGCCUCCUUCACCCAGAAGGGGAACCUGCUGCGCCACAUCAAGCUGCACUCGGGGGAGAAGCCUUUCAAAUGUCCCUUCUGUAACUAUGCUUGCCGCCGGCGUGACGCGCUCACCGGCCACCUCCGUACACACUCGGUCUCCUCUCCCACAGUGGGCAAGCCCUACAAGUGUAACUACUGUGGCCGGAGCUACAAACAGCAGAGUACCCUGGAGGAGCACAAAGAGCGGUGCCACAACUACCUGCAGAGUCUCAGCACUGAAGCCCAAGCUCUGGUGGGCCAACCAGGUGAUGAGAUCCGUGACCUGGAGAUGGUGCCAGACUCCAUGCUGCAUUCAUCCUCAGAGCGGCCAACUUUCAUUGAUCGGCUGGCCAACAGCCUCACCAAACGCAAGCGCUCUACCCCCCAGAAGUUUGUAGGAGAAAAGCAGAUGCGCUUCAGCCUCUCAGACAUCCCCUACGAUGUGAACUCGGGUGGCUACGAGAAGGAUGUGGAGUUGGUGGCACAUCACGGCCUAGAGCCCGGCUUUGGAGGUUCCCUGGCCUUUGUGGGGGCAGAGCAUCUGCGUCCCCUCCGCCUUCCACCUACCAACUGCAUCUCGGAGCUCACACCCGUCAUCAGCUCUGUCUAUACCCAGAUGCAGCCCCUCCCUGGUCGGCUGGAGCUUCCAGGGUCCCGAGAAGCAGGUGAGGGACCCGAGGACCUGGCUGAUGGAGGCCCCCUCCUCUACCGGGCCCGAGGCCCCCUGACCGACCCUGGGGCAUCCCCCAGCAAUGGCUGCCAAGACUCCACAGAUACAGAGAGCAACCACGAAGAUCGGGUUGGGGGGGUGGUAUCCCUCCCUCAGGGUCCCCCACCCCAGCCACCUCCCACCAUUGUGGUGGGCCGGCCCAGUCCUGCCUACGCCAAAGAGGACCCCAAGCCGCAGGAAGGGUUACUGCGGGGCACCCCGGGCCCCUCCAAGGAAGUGCUCCGAGUGGUGGGUGAGAGCGGUGAGCCCGUGAAGGCCUUCAAGUGCGAGCACUGCCGAAUCCUCUUUCUGGACCAUGUCAUGUUCACUAUCCACAUGGGCUGCCAUGGCUUCAGAGACCCUUUCGAGUGUAACAUCUGCGGCUACCACAGCCAGGACCGGUACGAAUUCUCUUCCCACAUUGUCCGGGGGGAGCACAAGGUCGGCUAGCCACCUACCUACCGCCUUCCCUUCAGUCUGCCACUCCACUGCCUCCCUACAGGAGUCUAGCUCUUUCCCCAUUCAUCCCAAGGAGCUUGGCUCGGUAGCCUCCUCCACUGGCUACCAGACUUCACACUUGACCCUGACUCCUCCUUGCCUAUUCUCCUCUACCCUGACUGACUUAAGCAUUGUGAUGAAACAGGCCUUUUUGCUUAUGUUUCUCCUCUUCCUCUUCUCUCAUCCCAGUAUAGUCAGAGUUAUUUAUUGAUAUAAUUUGUGGAUUUUUCUUUUGGCUUUUUCUCUUAACUUUGAUCAGUCAUCCGCCACAGCCCACAGACCACUCCCACUUUAGGCCUAAUUUUUCUUUCUUUGAUGCAGCUUUCUCUAACAGCCCUCGGGGUAGGAAGCUCCUCUUAGUCCUAAGAGUUCUGAGCUUCUCGUGUUAAGUCCUCACCUUUUGCAUUAUCUGAUUCUUUCCUUUUGAUGCUGAUAGCUCCCUCUGGCCCUACCUGAGCUCUGUGGCAUUAUAUCUCCUCUCUGGGACCCUCCCACCUGGUACUCCAUACCUCUUGUGCCCUCUCAUGUUAGGCAGCUUGCACUAUGCUUGAACAAAUGAAGAAUUUCCUCAUUGGGAAGUGGGAGGGGCUGAAGAAAUUCUCCCUAGGCACUGUGGGGCUAAGGGUCCUCUUGACGUUCCCCUAGUAAUAUGAGUUCCUCAAAGCCCACAUCUGGGAAUCUCCCUCUGGGAUGUGAUCUGUCUCUUCUCUCCUCAAACAACCCCCAACACUGCUACUCUCUUCAAUCUGCCAGUCUACUCAGUGGUGGUUUUCUCUUCUUGGAGUGCCCCAAUUUUAUAUUCUCAGGGGCCAAGGCUAGGUCUGCAAUCCUAUCUCUGACAUGUUGGGAGCCACAGGUGCCUAACUGGGAACCAGGGCAUGGGAAGGGGGUGGGUUAAAAUUCUUCUCUUUCUCUUCCACCUCUGAUCUUCUUCACUCUAGUGACCUUCCUAGGCUCUCAGGGGCUCCUGCCGUCCCUCUCCUAUGAGAAACUAGUGGGUUGCUGCCUGAUGACAAGGGGGUAUCUCAACCCCUCAGUCAUGCUGCCUUCUUCUUCUCCCCGCUCUAGGAUUCACCCUCAUUCCCAGGCUUCUUGGCCCUGUUCUUAGGAUCAGUGGCAGGGAGAAAAGGGUGUCUCUUUUCUCUCUUCUAAUUGUCAGUAUAUAACCAAAAAUUAUCCCAGGACGAGGAAGGGCAUUUGCCCCUCACCUCAUUCCAUUCUUGUCCUGGCAAGAAUGGGAUGGGCGCAACUGAACCGGGGGUCAUCCUCUACUGCCCCCUUCUACACUCAGUUCCCAGAUGUAGGGCAGGAGGGGCCUUGCUCCUCCUGGCUACAGCAGAGACCCCUGGCUUUUUGGGUAACCUAGUUAGUGAGAAGGGGGCAGGAGGAGAUACGGCUCCACUGUGAGUGGAGUUCUCUACAAGCGUUUCCUGCCCAAGGCCACAGCUAUCCCAUUCUCUGCUUCCUUGAGAUUCAAACCAAAGGCUGUUUUUCUAUAUUUAAAGAAAAAAAAAAAAAAAGAAAGUAAAAACCAAACACAGCACCUCACAAGUUGUAACACUUGGUCCUUCUCUCUCUCUCCUUUUCUCUUCCCUUCCAUCUUUCUUUCCAUAUGUCCUUUCCUUAUUGGCUCUUUUGCCUCCUACUUUUCUCACUCCCUAUCAGGGAUAAUUUAGGGGGAUGGUGAAGGGUUGGCUAAGGAAAAGACCCUGGGAUGGGGGCUCCUAAGGGCUCUAAGAAGAGUCUACCUUACCCUCUAUGGGAAGGGAGACCCUAGAAAAACUUUUCUCCCUUCCUUUUCUCCCCCAUUAUGUAGUUUCCCUAAGAGAACCAGAUUGUCAAGGAGGGGCAUUGUGGGUUGUUUCCUUCUUGACAAUGUAGCAAUAAACAGAUGCUGCCAAGGGCAGAGGAUGGGGGUGGGGGCUACCUGGAAGGAGAGUAGUCUUUAGAGAAGGGGAGAGGCUUCUCCAGUACCCCAGGGAACUGGAUCCUUCUUUCAGGAUGGCAGCAGAGCUGAGAUUAAUAUCUAGGGUUCUCCUCAACUGUUCUGGUUAUUGAGCCCCUUCCUGUUAGACUUACCCCUUACCACCUCUUCUGCGUCUGCUGUGUAUCUGGUGACACCUCAUAAGAACUAGUCCCUUCUGGGGUACCAGAGCCUUAGGGUGCCCCAUCCCCUCCCCCAGUCAGCUCUGGCACCUGUAACCUCCUGGAACAUGAAGGACUAUGCUCUGAGGCUAUACUCUGAGCCCAUGAGAGCAGAGACUGGAAGGGCAAGACCAGGUGCUAAGGAGGGGAGAGAAGGGCACUCUGUCUCUCUCCAGACCAUCACUGCACUUUAACCAGGGUCUUAGGUACAAAAUCCUACUUUCCAGAGCCUUCCAGCUCUGGAACCUCAAACAUCCUCAUGCUCUCUCCCAGCUCCUUUUGCAUAAAAAAAAAAAGUAAAGAAAAAGAAAAAAAAAAAAACAUUGAAACCCACAUGGAGAAAAGAGGUGUUUUCCUUUUAUAUUGAUAUUCAAGACCAACACCACACAAGAAAAUUUCUAAAUAGACACUUUUCCAGACCUUUGUUUUUUUGUGUCUGUGUCCAAGCUGCGGAUGGGAUUUUGUAAUACUUUCAGCAGCUUCUUUCCUUGUGUACAUAAUAUAUAUAUAUUAUAUAUAUUUUUAAUCAGAAGUUAUGAAGAAAAAAAAAUAAAACACAGAAGCAAGUGCAAUACCACCUCUCCUCUCUCUCUCCCAGGGUUUCAUUUGUAGCCUAUGCUUGGUGUCUCCCUUGGACCUUACCCUUUCACCUUGCCCUCCUCUUCCUUUGGUUCUCCCUCCCCCUUUUUUUAAAGAGUUUUUCUCCUUUCUCAAGGGUAGUUAAACUAGCUUUUGAGACUUAUUGCAAAGCAUUUUGUAUAUGUAAUAUAUUGUAAGUAAAUAUUUGUGUAACGGAGAUAUACUACUGUAAGUUUUGUACUGUACUGGCUGAAGGUCUGUUAUAAAUAAACAUGAGUAAUUUAACAACC
Neogale vison (American mink) is the source of this 4994-nucleotide messenger RNA. RefSeq names its product IKAROS family zinc finger 4 (gene IKZF4). The coding region runs from base 316 to 1932 and encodes 538 amino acids. Gene Ontology annotation, biological process: regulation of transcription by RNA polymerase II. The transcript has 9 exons. Gene Ontology annotation, molecular function: RNA polymerase II cis-regulatory region sequence-specific DNA binding; DNA-binding transcription factor activity. Lineage: Eukaryota; Metazoa; Chordata; Mammalia; Carnivora; Mustelidae. The record is from RefSeq and is a predicted model, not a curated record.